Cheilinus undulatus (humphead wrasse) is the source of this 877-nucleotide messenger RNA. It is a transcript of the gene thtpa, whose product is annotated as thiamine triphosphatase. Bases 115 to 765 code for a protein of 216 amino acids. The transcript has 4 exons. Gene Ontology annotation, biological process: dephosphorylation; thiamine metabolic process; thiamine diphosphate metabolic process. NCBI's taxonomy places the organism in Eukaryota, Metazoa, Chordata, Actinopteri, Labriformes, Labridae. The record is from RefSeq and is a predicted model, not a curated record. Gene Ontology annotation, molecular function: thiamine triphosphate phosphatase activity; magnesium ion binding.
UUGCGCCUGUGCAAAAUUAACUUCGCUUUUUCGGGAAAGAGGAUCGCAGAUUUCAUCAAACAGUGACACAUCUUCACGCCGAUUUGUUUGCGUCGAGGGACCUGACGUGUGGAGAUGAGUGUCGAAGUGGAAAGAAAGUUUAUUUGCAAUGCUGAGACUUUGAAAACACUGGAGGAGAUUGGGGCAGCGUGUGUCGGCCAGUGCCAGUUUCAGGACCAGUACUUCGACAGCCCCAGCUUUGACCUGACUUUAAGAGACCUGUGGCUGCGCAAACGAAAAGGAUGCUGGGAACUGAAGUGCCCAGCAACAGAGGAGACAAGUGGAGAACAAUCAAAAGCUGCAGCUCUGUGCACUCGCUACAAGGAGAUAACCAAUCUGCCUGACAUUCAACUUCGAGUGAAGGAGGUCCUCAAAGAUGUUUGUGAGGACAUGACCAAAUGCCCCACACCAGGGAAUGACUCCUGGCUCAGCAAAUUCAAUCUGGUAUGCUUCGCAGAGUUUACAACGGUUCGCCGGUCCUUCCUUUUAGAGGAGGAGGGAGUGCAGAUAGAUCUUGACCAAGCUGACUUUGGCUACCAUGUGGGGGAGAUAGAGGUCCUGGUUCCUGAAGAGGGGGAUGUGCAGUCUGCCUUGGAGAAGAUUGAAAGGACAGCGCAGAAGCUUGGUCUGACUGGAGAUCAGCGAGUUGAAGGAAAAAUGAGUGUCUACCUGAAGAGAAAUAACCCAGAGCACUAUACUAAACUACUGAAUAAACAGAUUUUGUAAGAUGUAUUAUAAAUGAUCUGUAACAGAUGCAGCUAAGUAUUUUUAUGAAGUAUGAAGUAUUUGAACUUGUAAAGCAAUGAUUGUAUUUAUAAUAAAGAAUAAAAAUAUUUAA